Molecule: messenger RNA, 784 nt
Organism: Lasiosphaeria miniovina
Lineage: Eukaryota; Fungi; Ascomycota; Sordariomycetes; Sordariales; Lasiosphaeriaceae
Exons: 1
Coding region: 83-529 (148 amino acids)
Source: RefSeq, a predicted model, not a curated record
CUCACACAGCAGAGGAGCAGCUGCGAGCCGCGAACCUCGAGAUUGGCCGCUUGCUGAGAAUGAAACCACCAUAUGAGCUCUGAUGGACACGGUUCUCGUCGCAACCUCUAUUACGACCAAAACACAUCUACCAUGCUCGACUAGGGACGGCCGGACCGGGACCAGCGAAUGGAACUCAACGACAAUGUCGUCGACUCGCCCGAAUCUCUCAAUCAGGCCCUGGUCAGAGGCAGAGGCAAAUCCUCCAAGGCCAAGCUCAAGAGUAUUCGCAGCCUUCGCCGGCGCCUCGUCGACGAGUUGUCGCGCCCGCUGCUGCGGAACCUGUACCCUUCUCGACCUUCCGAACGAGAUCCUCUUCGACAUCUUCAAGCGCGUUGAGCAAAACGACGGAUCUUGUUUCGAGCUAGCUUCAGGCUUCCGCCGCCCCCAUGCCGCCUGGAAACCUUCACAGGGUAUCAAGGCCCUCCGCCUCGCUUGCAGACAAACUUGCGACAUUAGCUCUCAGCUCCUCGUUCGCAUGGUCAUCUAAACUUCAGCCAGAAAUCGCUGACGCGCCUGAUUGAAAUCUCUCGCCACGCCACCAUUUCGAAGGGGGUGCGCGCUGUCAAAGUCCUCCUCCAUUUUUACAAAUCUUCGUCGAUCAACAAGGGAAAUUUCAUCUACUACUAUGCCAAAGAUGCCAAUAUGCAAAUCAACAUGUAAGUCAGGUGGGGGACUUUUGGAACACCCCUGCCUAUGGAACAGCCCCUGAAUCGGACCCCGCACAACACCACAAACUUCAAUU